AUGGCUAUGGCAAAGUCUCUCACGAACCACUCGCAGCAUCAUCUUCCAACUCUCCCCGACCAUCUCCAACUUUCAGAUAAAGUAGCACCAUACUCUCUAUCUGUUAAGAUGCAUUACAUCCAAUACGGCAUCGGCUGUUUUCUUUCCCUGCUCCUGACCGGAGCCAAAGGGCACGAAGACAAACUCUUCACAAGAGGUCCAGCAUUCGCCGCUUAUCCCUACCCAACAUUCUUCAUUGAAUGCCCAGAAAUCGGCGCUUCAGGUUCACGCAUGGAUAUUGCACACGCAUACGAUGGUAGCGGAUACUUCCCAGAGCUGAGGUGGCCCAUCACCACGGCAGACACCCAGGAAUACGUUCUGGUGUGCGAAGACCCCGACGAACCCCUGGCCGCACCAGUUAUCCACGGGCUCUACUAUGGAAUUCCACCGGUGUUCAUCGGUCUACACCGUUCCGAUUUCGUUGAAGCAGACUCCAGGAACGAUCCUUAUCGUCUCCGCGGUGGGUUCAAAUAUGGAGCAAACAGCGGAGGAGGGGUCUAUCUGGCGCCGCAACCAGCUCGAGGCAAGGGCCCUCAUCGAUAUUUCUUUGAGCUCAUCGCGCUUAACCAUACUAUCGAUCAAAGCAAACUCAGCCCUAUGGCGACUUUCGCUGAGAUUUCCCGUCAGAUCGAAGGCAAAGUUAUCGGAUGGGGCGAGUGGUAUGGAAUUGUCGAGAGGACUUGA
Messenger RNA from Aspergillus bombycis, 723 nucleotides. RefSeq names its product YbhB/YbcL family Raf kinase inhibitor-like protein. NCBI's taxonomy places the organism in Eukaryota, Fungi, Ascomycota, Eurotiomycetes, Eurotiales, Aspergillaceae. Bases 1 to 723 code for a protein of 240 amino acids. The transcript is spliced from 3 exons. The record is from RefSeq and is a predicted model, not a curated record.